AGAAAAGAAAAAGAACUUAGUUAGACUUUGUCAUAGAAGACCAAUGCUUCUUUCACUUACCAACAAAAAGUUUCAACCUUUUAACUCCAAAGAAGGAAACUUUCCAAACCAAAUCGGAGAAUGGCGUUAUCACGACUCUCUCUCCGAUCCACCACCGCUUUACCUCCCUCCCUCCUCCGCUACGUUUCGACAGACCCAACCCCGAUCACAAUCGAAACGGCCGCCCCUUUCACCGCCCACCAAUGCGACGCUCCCUCACGCUCCGUGGAGACCUCAUCCCAGGAGAUCCUCUCCUUCUCGCGUAUGGAGAUCGCCGCAAACUCUCUCUACAAGUCCAAACUGAUCCGCGGGUUCUGCCACCUGUACGACGGCCAGGAGGCUCUAGCCGUGGGGAUGGAGGCGGGGAUCACCAAGGAGGACGCCAUCAUCACGUCGUACAGAGACCACUGCACGUUCCUGGGGCGCGGAGGAGAGCUCGUGGACGCGUUCUCGGAGCUCAUGGGGAGGAUGAGAGGCUGCUCCAAUGGGAAAGGAGGGUCGAUGCAUUUUUAUAAGAAGGACGCGAGUUUCUACGGUGGGCAUGGGAUCGUUGGCGCUCAGAUUCCGUUGGGGUGUGGUUUGGCUUUUGCUCAGAAGUAUUCUAAGGAGGAGAAUGUGAGUUUUGUUUUGUAUGGUGAUGGUGCUGCUAAUCAGGGUCAGUUGUUUGAGGCCUUGAAUAUUGCCGCUCUUUGGGACUUGCCUGCGAUUCUCGUUUGCGAGAAUAACCAUUAUGGAAUGGGAACGGCUACGUGGAGGCCUGCUAAGUCUCCAGCCUAUUUCAAGCGUGGAGACUAUGUUCCUGGCUUGAAGGUGGAUGGUAUGGAUGUACUGGCUGUGAAGCAGGCGUGCAAGUUUGCCAAGGAGCAUGCGCUCAAGAAUGGCCCUAUUACCCAAACACCAAACAAAACCAUUGUCAUCAUUAUGGAUACCUACAGGUACCAUGGUCACUCUAUGUCUGACCCGGGAAGCACCUACCGUACACGUGACGAAGUCUCCGGCGUUAGACAGGUGCGUGAUCCAAUUGAAAGGGUGCGAAAAUUGCUGUUGUCUCAUGACAUAGCUACAGAAAAAGAGCUUAAGGACAUAGAGAAAGAGGUGAGGAAAGAAGUAGAUGACGCCGUUGCUCAAGCCAAGGAGAGCCCCGUUCCAGAGCCAUCCGAGCUAUUCACAAACAUGUACGUGAAAGACUGUGGAGUCGAGUCAUUUGGAGCAGACAGAAAAGAGCUCAAAGUGACACUUGCAUAAGUCUUGCUCCAUAGGAGAUUGAAGUUUCAAUAAAUCCAUAAAAGCCAAGGGCAACAGACAAAUCUUGGGUCUUUCUACCAAACCAUUUUCUGGUUUUCACUUUUCGUUUAAAGUGCAAAGCAAUUGCUUCAGUAUGCUAACUUUGUUUGCCUCUUUUAAUAUACAACAACAUUGUUAAAGCAAGAAGCUUAAGAUACCAGUCUUUCUAUAUAUCUGAGAAAAGAUAAGAGAAGCAAGAAGAGAGCAGUUAAGAAAAGAUCUUAUCAUCAUCUUUGUCUGUAUAAAGAAAAGAUUGUCGACAUCUGAUGUGAGGACAAAAUCAUCAAGAACCCGUGUUU
Messenger RNA from Brassica oleracea var. oleracea, 1622 nucleotides. Its product is annotated as pyruvate dehydrogenase E1 component subunit alpha-2, mitochondrial. The record is from RefSeq and is a predicted model, not a curated record. NCBI's taxonomy places the organism in Eukaryota, Viridiplantae, Streptophyta, Magnoliopsida, Brassicales, Brassicaceae. Gene Ontology annotation, molecular function: oxidoreductase activity, acting on the aldehyde or oxo group of donors, disulfide as acceptor.